CAUGUUUAAAGGCUAACCAUGGCGUAGUUGUGUUACAGAUAAUAUACACUAAUGUAUGUAAACGAGAACUAUAUAAAAUACCCAAAGCCAAAACCCUCUCUCUCAAACACUCUUCCUGUCUCCCUCCUGAAAACUUAAAACCCCAAAAGACAUAUUGUGACAACACCAGCAGCAGCGGCAGACACAAGUAACCCAAAACCAUGCACCACCCACAACCCACACAGAAGAGACACAAAUUCUCCAUCAACGACCACGUUGACAUUCUCGUUGAAAUCCUCAAGCGACUAGACGGUCGUUCACUGGGCGUCGCGGCCUGCGUUUGCAAUCUCUGGUGCACCAUUGCUCGCAAUGACUCUCUCUGGGAAAACCUCUGCUUCCGUCACGUCAUCUCUCCUCCUCCCUCCGGUGUGCGUCCCGUCAUUGUCGCUCUCGGAGGCUACAAGAGGCUCUACAUGGUCUGCGUACGUCCUGUGCUGAGUCAACUUGGUCGCCGGUUCAGACUCAGUAGUGGUGGUGAGUCAGACCGUGCUAGGAGAAUGUGGACUCGGGAUGAGGUUGAACUCUUGCUUUCUCUGUUUUGUGUUGAUUAUUACGAGAGACUUGAGAGGAUUGGCGGUUAUGCGUCUGCAUCAUCUCUCAUGUUCCUUUGCAAGCCUGUUAACGUUUGAUUUGUUCACUUUUUUUCUUUUUCCUUGAUUUUGUUGAAUAGGUUUUUUGAUUGAUUUCUAAUGGUAAAACAAUAAGUCAUAGAAUAGAGAGAAUUAGGCCAAUCCUAGGAUACCAUUUGUAUUAGUAAUUUUUUAUUACA
Molecule: messenger RNA, 808 nt
Organism: Ricinus communis (castor bean)
Lineage: Eukaryota; Viridiplantae; Streptophyta; Magnoliopsida; Malpighiales; Euphorbiaceae
Product: F-box protein SNE
Exons: 1
Coding region: 201-668 (155 amino acids)
Biological process (GO): gibberellic acid mediated signaling pathway; regulation of gibberellic acid mediated signaling pathway
Cellular component (GO): SCF ubiquitin ligase complex
Molecular function (GO): protein binding
Source: RefSeq, a predicted model, not a curated record